Messenger RNA from Gossypium arboreum, 828 nucleotides. RefSeq names its product receptor-like protein EIX1. Lineage: Eukaryota; Viridiplantae; Streptophyta; Magnoliopsida; Malvales; Malvaceae. The record is from RefSeq and is a predicted model, not a curated record. Gene Ontology annotation, molecular function: protein binding. Bases 1 to 828 code for a protein of 275 amino acids. The transcript has a single exon.
AUGUCAAGUUUGAGGUCUCAUAAACUUGUUUUAUUUUUUGCAAUAUCUUGUCUUCUUCUUCAGGAGAAAUGCACCGAUGCUAGCGAGUGCAGACAGAGUGAGAGAAAAGCUCUACUUGAAUUUAAGCACAGCCUUCAAGCUAUGAAUUCAUCAGGCAACGACGCCCUUUCUUCAUGGAAAAGUGAGGAGUGCUGUCUUUGGCUGGGCGUUAAUUGCAACCGCCUUACAGGAUAUGUUGAAAUGCUCGGUUUUAGUGACCGAUUAUGGGUUGUAGCAGGUACAAUUAGCCCUUCACUGCUUAAACUACAUCAUUUGACUUCUUUAAAUUUGAACAGUAAUGAUUUUAAUGGAAGUCUCAUCCCAGAGUUUUUUGGUUCCUUGAAAAAAUUGAAAUUACUGGAUCUCUCUAAUGCUAAUUUUAGAGGUCCAAUUCCUUCUCUACUUGGAAAUCUUUCAAUGUUGGAAACUCUUAGAUUGGGUGGUAACGGUGGAGACGUGACGUAUCGCCAUAAUUUAAAAAAAAUCUUCAGUGUUGGAAAACUUGAGUGGCUUUCCCAUCUUUCUCGUUUGAAAGAGGUUGAUCUGAGUUUCACUAACCUGAGCAAUGCCAAUGAUUGGUCUCAAGUCAUUAGCCACCUCCCUUUGCUUCAAAAUCUAAGUCUAAGACAUUGUGAUCUUCCAAGCAUAUCUUCUUCAUCACUUUCCCUUGCCAACUCUUCUACAUCUCUCACCUAUCUCGAUCUCUCUGAUAAUAAUCUCCCUUCUUCUGCCAUAUAUCCAUGGUUGUUUAAUGUUAGCAGCAACCUUGUUUCACUUGACCUCUUGUGA